This is a messenger RNA of Auanema sp. JU1783, 579 nucleotides long. NCBI's taxonomy places the organism in Eukaryota, Metazoa, Nematoda, Chromadorea, Rhabditida, Rhabditidae. The record is from the annotation of a GenBank genome assembly.
AUGAUUAAAGCCAUUUUGGUAAUCAACAACCAUGGAAAACCUAGAUUACUAAAGUUUUAUCAACAUUAUUCUGAGGAAAUGCAACAACAGAUAGUUAGAGAAACAUUUCAAUUAGUUUCUAAACGCGACGAUAACGUUUGUAACUUUCUGGAAGGAGGAACUCUCAUUGACGGAAAUGAUUAUCGACUCAUCUAUCGUCACUAUGCUACUCUAUAUUUCAUCUUCUGUGUAGACUCCUCCGAGAGUGAGUUGGGUAUUCUUGAUCUCAUCCAAGUUUUUGUCGAAACUCUGGACCGUUGUUUUGAAAAUGUUUGCGAGCUUGACCUCAUUUUUCACGUCGACAAAGUUCAUCACAUCCUCAGUGAAAUAGUUAUGGGAGGAAUGGUGUUGGAAACGAAUAUGAACGAAAUCCUUAUGCGGAUUCAAGAGCAAGAAAAACUACAAAAGCAGGAAGCUGGAAUUUCCGCUGCUCCUGCUCGAGCUGUAUCAGCCGUAAAAAACAUGAAUCUACCUCAACAGCUGAAAGAUAUGAAGUUACCUGAUUUGCCGGGAUUAUCGAAUCUGAAGAAUGCAUUCUAG